CCAGGACAGAGAAAGCAGAGACUUUCCAAAGUUCACACGACAACCUGCUGGAUCUGUUGUAUCAACACUCAGGCUGACCUGUGGAUUUCCUUCACAAGAAGACUGGAAGUAAUGGUUUUCUCCAGCCUUACUCCUAUGCACGUAAAAUUAAAGUAGGAACGUAACCACCCUGAAAGAGAGUGGUUACAUCACCUCUAUCAACUUCCUCUAAUCUCACACAGUUGCAAAACUUUUGUGUGUCUGUAUUCUUGUGCACUCUUCCUUAGACACAUUAUUAAUGCCGUCAGAAGUCAUUGCCAAGGUAGUAGAGCCGACUGGAUCGGGCUCAGCUCCUGCCAGCAGUACCAAUGAAGCAACCCCAGGAGAUGUUGGUGGAGGAGGAAUCUAUUCUGCCAUCAUCAGCAGGAACUUGCCCAUUAUUGCUGGGAAAUCGAAAAACUUUGAACAGCUGCGUGACAAAUAUCUAGAGAAAAAAGUUCUUUUUGAGGAUCGGGACUUCCCACCGAAUGACAGUUCUCUGUUUUAUAGCCAGAAACUUCCUGUCAAGUUUGAAUGGAAACGCCCUCCAGAAAUAUGUGAAAAUCCGCAGUUUAUAAUAGGAGGAGCAAACAGGACGGAUAUCUGUCAAGGAGAUUUGGGUGACUGCUGGUUUUUGGCUGCUAUUGCUUGUUUAACCCUUAAUGAAAAAUUACUAUUUCGAGUAAUUCCUCCGGACCAGAAUUUCACAGAAAACUAUGCUGGGAUUUUCCAUUUUCAGUUUUGGCGCUAUGGAGAUUGGGUGGACGUGGUAAUCGACGAUUGCUUGCCGACAUUUAACAACCAGUUAGUCUUCACCAAGUCUUCUCAGCGGAAUGAAUUCUGGAGUGCACUCCUGGAGAAAGCCUAUGCCAAGUUACAUGGAUCCUACGAGGCUCUCAAGGGCGGAAACACCACAGAGGCUAUGGAAGACUUUACCGGGGGAGUGACCGAAUUUUAUGAGAUAAAAGAUGCUCCAAAAGACAUGUUCAAAAUCAUGAAAAAAGCCUUUGAGAGGGGGUCCCUCAUCGGAUGCUCAAUAGAUGAGAAAGAUUCCUUUUCCUAUGGGAUGGUGCCACCCUCAGAUAUAGGGGAAGCAUUGAAGAGAAUGAUUGAGGGUGUGGGUGACACACAGCCUAACAUGGAUGGCUUGGAGCCAAAGCCAUCAGUGGCAAUUGUCCCUGCACAGUUUGAGACUCGCAUGGCCAGUGGACUGGUGAAGGGCCAUGCUUAUUCUGUCACUGGAGUGGAAGAGACAGCAUUCAAGGGAGACAAAGUAAAGCUGGUGCGUCUAAGGAAUCCCUGGGGACAGGUAGAAUGGAAUGGAUCCUGGAGCGAUAACUCUAAGGAGUGGGCGAUUAUUGAUAAAUCUGAAAAGUCUCGUCUACAACACCAGAUAAAAGAAGAUGGCGAGUUUUGGAUGUCAUUUGAUGAUUUUAUGAAGAAUUUUACAAAGCUAGAAAUAUGCAAUCUGACAGCAGAUGCUCUAGAAGCAGACCAACUCCAGACGUGGACCGUGUCAGUGAAUGAGGGGCGGUGGGUCAGAGGCUGCUCUGCUGGAGGAUGCCGGAACUUUCCAGACACUUAUUGGACUAAUCCUCAGUAUCGUCUAAAGCUCCUAGAAGAAGACGAUGACCCUGAUGACAAUGAGGUCGUCUGUAGCUUCCUAGUGGCUUUAAUGCAGAAGAAUCGCAGAAAAGAUCGGAAAGCGGGAGCCAAUCUUUUCACUAUUGGUUUUGCUAUAUAUGAGGUUCCAAAAGAGAUGCAUAGUAAUAAGCAGCAUCUGCAAAAAGACUUCUUUCUGUACAAUGCAUCCAAGGAUAGGUGCAAGUCAUAUAUCAACAUGAGAGAGGUUUCCCAACGCUUUAGACUACCUCCCAGUGAAUAUGUCAUCAUCCCCUCCACUUAUGAACCUCACCAGGAAGGAGAUUUCAUCCUAAGAGUCUUCUCAGAAAAAAGAAAUGUCUCAGAAGAAGUUGAAAACAAGAUUGAAGCUGACCAACCCAGUAAAAAGAAAAAAGCUAAGCCUAUCAUCUUUGUAUCGGACAGAGCAAACAGCAAUAAGGAGUUGAGUGUGGACGAAGUGUCUGACGAAGAGAAGAAAAAAAAGACAGUGGAGCAAAAAGAGAAAAAAGAUAAGCGCUCUAGUAACAAUGAUAAAGAGACUGAAGAGGAAAAGCAUUUCAGGAAUAUAUUUCAGCAGAUUGCAGGGGAUGAUAUGGAGAUCAGUGCCGAUGAGCUGCAGUCUGUGUUGAACAAAGCUGUUGAGAAACACAAGAACCUGAAGUCUCAAGGUUUUACCCUGGAAUCGUGUCGCAGUAUGAUUGCUCUGAUGGAUACCGAUGGCUGCGGACGGCUAAACCUUCAGGAAUUCCACCAUCUUUGGAAGAAAAUCAAGCAGUGGCAGGUAAUAUUCCUACGUUAUGAUACAGAUCAAUCGGGAACAAUCAGUAGUUACGAAAUGCGCAAUGCUGUAAAUGAAGCAGGCUUUCACCUGAACAACCAGCUGUAUGACGUCAUCACAAUGCGUUACGCAAACAAGCACAUGAACAUUGACUUUGACAGUUUCAUCUGCUGCUUUGUUCGCCUGGAAGGAAUGUUUAGAGCAUUCCAUGCAUUUGACAAAGACGGUGAUGGCAUUAUAAAGCUCAAUGUGUUGGAGUGGCUACAGCUCACGAUGUACGCCUAGAAUCAACAUGAGAUACACCAACCUCUCUCAGCUCACAUUUCUUAACCACUCAUUCAAGAACUGACUCAGGAUCUCUCUGUUGGACAGAGCAAAUCUUUACCUCAUAGCUAUUACAUUUACGUCAAAACCAGUUUACGUCUUCACCUUUAGCAAUGUUCUGUCUAUGAGCACAGUUGAGGAGUUAUGCUACAGGUUAAAGUUCUGCAAUAUAAUGCUUAUGUGACCACCUGUAUAUGUCUCUAUAACCAGAUCUGUGUAUAUUAAUCAACAGAACGUAAGGCGUAUUUAGAGCAGCACUCUGAUCCACUGCUGUGUGCGCCCAUUCACAUUCGUCUACAUUAGGUUAUAUAAGGUGGAUCCACAUACAGCGUUUUUAGUUAAAAUGUCACUGCAGUUUUUCUGAUGCAGUUUACGGAGCUACAGCAAGGUGUGACAUCAAAAGGAAUUACAAAGAUAAAGAAAGAAUCAUUCUUCUACUUCCAGAUGAAUCUCAUUUGGGUUUGGCUCAAAUCAGAAAUCAGAAACUGCAGUGAUGUUUAUAUACCAUAUAUACUCGAGUAUAAGCAGUUUUUCAGUACAAUUUUUCGUGCUGAAAAUGCCCCCCCCCUCGGCUUAUACUCGAGUGGGAAAAAAAAAUACUGUUUGGGGGUGGGGGUGAGGGAGGGUUGGCCGGGCCAUCCAUCUUCGCUGCAGGGACCAUCCGACUAGUGAUGUUGCAUUGAUGCCGCCGCACAGGGACGUCCAUGCGCAGCAGACAUCCGUGACGUCAGGGACGUCCCAGCGCGGCGGUGUCAAUGCAGCGUCACUAGUCUGGGGCCGGAGCGGAGAAGAGGGCCUAGACCGGCUCACCCUCCCCACCGGAAUGUGGACGGUCCCUGCAGGACCGAGAGAACUGGGGAGGUGAGUAGCCAACGAGGGGGACCUAUAUGAUGAUGGAGGGGGCGGUCUGGAUGAUGGCAGGAGGGAUAUA
Molecule: messenger RNA, 3674 nt
Organism: Hyla sarda
Lineage: Eukaryota; Metazoa; Chordata; Amphibia; Anura; Hylidae
Gene: CAPN3
Product: calpain 3
Exons: 24
Coding region: 278-2704 (808 amino acids)
Biological process (GO): negative regulation of apoptotic process; proteolysis
Cellular component (GO): cytoplasm
Molecular function (GO): calcium-dependent cysteine-type endopeptidase activity; calcium ion binding
Source: RefSeq, a predicted model, not a curated record